AUGAGACCCAUCGAGAAAUUCAGCAGACUGAAAGUGCAUUCAACGGAGGACGCAGCUGGUGCGAUAUCGUACUUGGAUCUGACAGAUAACAAUUAUAACAAAGCAAUAGAUAUUUUAACUGGAAAGUACAACAAUCCGAGAUCGGUAAAAGCAGACCAUUACAUUACCAUAACAGAACUUCCAAGAGUAGAACAUCAAGAGGACUUUAAAGGACUACGGAAACUAAAUGACAAGGCAAUGGGCCAUGCUUUGAACUUCGGCAGUUUAGACCAACAAACAGCUCAGAAUGAAGCAAUUAUGGAGAUCUUGACAAGCAAACUGCUAAUUGAACUAAAAACCCGAUGGCAUGGAAAAACCAGGCAGUUCCACAAGACAUUAACAGAUUUCUUUACCUUCAUCGACUCAAUAGCUGGAGAUUGGGAGUAUGCUUACUCAACCGAGAAGCAAGAAAAGAAGAAAACAAGACCAGAAGCAAGCGAAAAGACGCAAAGAGUUACAUUUGCCACCACACCUACGGCAGCUGAACUAGCAGUCACAGGCACUGCUACAGAAUAUCCUAGAGACAGGAAACAGUAUGCUGCGGUCAAAAGAAGAUGUUUAUUCUGCAAUGAUAAAAAUUCCACGGCAAAAUGUGAUAUCACUCUAGAGAAGAAACUGGAGCUAAUCAAGAAAGAAAAAAGGUGUUUGAAGUGCCUGGGACAAAAUCAUCAGGUGAGAGAGUGUUGGAGUACAAGAAAGUGCUACAAGUGCGGACAGGGUCACCACACGUCUAUCUGCAACAAAGCAGUAAAGCCGAAAUCGGUGAUAGCAACUGUGGCAGCGUCUCCAAUGUUAAAAGUAGCAGAUGACGCUCCUCUCUCAAUCGAAGCACGCCUAUUUGGUGGCGUAUCCGUCCAGACGGCAACGGUGGUAGUGGAGGGUCCAAACGGGUGGCAUAAAGCUAUCGUCUAUAUCGAUCAAGGAUCAAAUGCAACCCUUGUUAGGAGUGAAUUAGCACAGACUUUAGGGCUACAAGAAGUCGGAAAAAUCAAUCUGAAACUGCAGGCAGUGUGA
Daphnia magna is the source of this 1053-nucleotide messenger RNA. RefSeq lists its product as uncharacterized. The record is from RefSeq and is a predicted model, not a curated record. NCBI's taxonomy places the organism in Eukaryota, Metazoa, Arthropoda, Branchiopoda, Diplostraca, Daphniidae. The transcript has a single exon. Bases 1 to 1053 code for a protein of 350 amino acids.